Messenger RNA from Daphnia carinata, 2812 nucleotides. RefSeq names its product small G protein signaling modulator 3 homolog. Lineage: Eukaryota; Metazoa; Arthropoda; Branchiopoda; Diplostraca; Daphniidae. The transcript is spliced from 13 exons. Gene Ontology annotation, molecular function: protein binding. The record is from RefSeq and is a predicted model, not a curated record.
AAAGUCUGUGGUUCAUGAAACCACCACUUGGGAAAAAGGUACUGUCAUCGUCACACUAGGGAUGACUAUGACGUCAACAAAUUACGGUUUGAGCACAAGCAAUUGUUGUUUGCUUCCACCAUUAUCAUUCCCCUAAACUAAAUUUACGCGUUUGCAACGUAGAAGGGAAACAUACACGACCAACGGCGAAACUUGAAAGAGUUUUUGGAACAAUUUGAAGUGAAUUAGGCACACUACAGAAAAGUAAAAUGGACCUUGCCCUCAGUUUGUUUGGAAAUCACUCCACAGAAGGAUAUAUUUCUGGCAAGGAUAUAGCAUUGCAGAACUCUCAGGUUGCUUGUGCCGAAGAUGAUGAUGGUGAAUUCAAUAUUGACGUAUCAGAAGGGAUUACAAUAUCUGGAGAUGGACAAAUUCCUCCAGGACUAAUUAAUCCAGGUGGGCCUUUCUCAGCACUCAUUCCUUCUAUGGUUCCACAAGAGAUAUUAGUCAAAUUAAAUAACACAAAAGAAACUGAAGAUCCAAAUGAACAGCCAGAGUUUAGAUUUGAUGAAUUUGGUUUUCGUGUAGAGGAGGAAGAUGGUCCAGAGCCAGUAUCUAACAAACUAUUAAGCACACCAUUUAUAGAAGAUCCACAGCAGAGAUUGAUGUGGAUUGCAUAUCUGGAAUUUACACACAAUACUGAAGUUGGAGAUUUGACAUGGGACAAAGUGCAGCCUCGAUUACUGCGUACAGAAAAGCUUUGCAAUAUGGUCAGAGCUGGCAUCCCACAUUCUCUGAGAUCUCAGAUUUGGAUGAGGUUGUCUGGUGCAUUGGAGAAAAAGAUGAAUUCUGAUGUCUCUUACAAAGAAAUAGUCAGAGCUUCGUCAAAUGAUCAUCUGAUGGUGUCAAGGCAAAUUGAGAAGGACCUUUUACGAACGUUACCCAGCAAUGUCUGCUUUUCUCUCCCCCAAGGAACAGGGAUCGCGAGGUUACGCCGAGUAUUACGAGGAAUUGGGUGGUUGUAUCCUGACUUGGGUUACUGCCAAGGAGUAGGUGUAAUCGCUGCGGUUUUUCUAUUACUUCUCGAGGAAGAGGAUGCCUUUUGGUUAUUGUGCGCCAUUGUAGAAGACUUACUUCCAGCAUCCUAUUAUACACCUUCAUUGAUUGGUGUCCAAGCAGAUCAAAGGGUACUGCGACAAUUACUUGUUAAUUUUUUGCCUUCAGUUGAUACGCUUUUACGAGAUCACGAUAUCGAACUCUCUCUCAUCGCCUUGCCAUGGUAAGCAGUUCGUAAUCUUUUUACGUCGGUGUUGCACAUUCGUGUUUUGCUACGCGUUUGGGAUUUAUUUUUCUGCGAGGGCUCAGUGGCCAUCUUCCGAAUCGCCUUAGCUAUGAUAAAAAGCCACGAGCCGCAACUAAGAGAACUACAAAAUUCAGCAGAUAUCUUUAACGCUUUAUCAGACUUACCACGCCAAAUUCAUGAGGUUGAUGAACUGCUAGACAUUGCGUAUUCUUUAGCCGGCUCUUUUAGCGAUGUAACGCUCGAUAGUUACCGUCGCCGUCAUUUGGCCUACCUAAUGUCAGAUCGCGGCACAUUAGUAGGCAAUCCAGAAUCAGCGGCCAAUCUACCUAAGCAACAUUUGAGCCGGAGAAAAGUCAAAACGUCCCGCCCAUUGCUACAAAUGUUACUUUUUGGCGACGAAGAAGAUCAAGAUGAUAUGCGAUCAAAGAACAUCCGCCAAACUGAGGUCCUUGUCGAUCUUCGGGAGGCAGUUCUGCAAAUAGGUCGCCACUUCCAACUCUCAGAUGCUAGGUUGGCUCAUCUACCUCUAACACCGGACUAUUCCAUGGAAAGUCAUACCCAAGACCACGAAAUUUACGCUGGAGUGAUGCGUAGUAAAAAGAGGAGAGCGAAAGCUUUGCUGGAUUUUGAACGGCACGACGAUGACGAGCUUGGAUUCCGCAAAAAUGAUGUGAUAACAGUAAUCAGUCAAAAGGACGAAGACUGCUGGAUUGGAGAGUUAAACGGACUACGUGGUUGGUUUCCUGCAAAAUUUGUGCAAUUACUCGAUGAGCGUUCUAAACAGUACAGUAGUGCUGGGGACGAUUCCAUAAACGAAAACAUAGCGCAUCUAGUUCGCGGUACUCUGGCACCUACAAUCAAACAUGUUUUAGAACAUGGCAUGAAGAAAGCUUCAAUUUUAGGCACAACUUGUCACCCUUGGCUAUUCAUUGAAGAAGCUGCUAGCAAAGAAGUCGAGAAAGACUUUGCUUCGGUUUAUUCUAGGUUAAUACUAUGUAAAACAUUCCGGCUGGACGAAGAUGGAAAGGUCCUUACCCCAGAGGAGCUUUUAUACAGAUGUGUUCAAGCCGUAAACAUCACACACGACGUUGUUCAUGCUCAAAUGGAUGUGAAACUGAGGAGUCUCAUAUGCAUGGGUCUUAAUGAACAAGUCCUCCACCUUUGGCUUGAAGUCCUUGGUUCAAGCAUCAGUACAAUCCAAAAAUGGUACUAUCCUGGCAGCUUUUUAGCCAGCCCUGGUUGGGUACAGGUUAAAUGUGAUCUACGAGUUUUGACCCAGUUUCCGUUCAAUUUGAACCUCGAGUGGGAGCUACCUGCCAACAAAAAGAAUGUCAAUCGGCAACCCUUGAAAGAAGGCGUACGUGACAUGCUAGUGAAACAUCAUCUUUUCAGCUGGGAUUUGUGAAUUCGCUACCACACUCCACCCACGCCACUAUUUAUAUAUAACUUAUUGUUUCCGCAAUCUAAAUCCAUUUUCAGUUUACAUUUUUUCUCUUAUCUAGUCUGCAUUUCUGCCUUUAAAAAAUCAUA